AUGUGGGUGUAUACGAAUCUAGUGUCAUUAAUAAUCAUCUUCACUGGCGCCUGCUGUAUUGAGGACCAGUCGUUCUACGAUCUGGUUAAGGACCUUGCAAAGUGGCAAACUUCACACCCAGAAAGUAAUACUACAACAGACUUUAUGACAAAUGCACGACAAGAGUCAAAAUAUACCUUCCAGUCCACUACAAAUGCAACAGGGGACGUCAACAAUACAAUUUUCACCAUCCAGGGAAAGGAUAAAGUGCCCAAAUGGUCAUUCAGUACCGGAAUUUUUGCAAACAAGGCACAGGAAAUGGGGUAUCAGGAUUGCCGUGAGAUUGCAAAGUACAAGAAAAGACCUAUUACCAUUAUUGAAACUGAGCCAGAAGUCGUCGAGGAAAAACCAGUGAAAAAGCCAAAGCCAAAAAAGUCAAAGUCCAAACCCAAGGGUCCACCACCACAGUGGCUAUUGGACUCUUCUUCAAGUGAAGAAGAAGAAAGUGAUGCAGGGAAAGAAGAAGACAUUCAAUUUUCAGAGUCCGAGUCUGACGAAGAUAGUGAUUCAUCUGAGAAUGAGGGAAAGCUUUGGUUUCUAGGCCUCAGUGUCCCUGAUGCGGCUAAUGGAGGUAGGCCUCAUUUGGUUCGUGAGGAUAUUUUAGUAACGAAAGUGGGCAAAAACUACCCAGGUUUAUAUUUUGAUCGCCACGAUUUACUUCAUGAGGACAAAUUCCGUCCAUACAGAAAUUUUACGAGCAAUUCAAAAAGAGACUACACUGAAGAUAACUAUGUUAUUGAAGCGGAAAGUUUCCAAAAAGAACUGGAUAAAUUUGAGAAUAAAUUUAGGGCUUGGAUGGUGGGGUCCAAUGUGAGUUUAAGUGAUACAAUUCCAUUGAAAACCCAGGUUGCUGACAUCAGUGAAAGCACUUCUACAAGUGUCAUGUUUGAUCAGUUGUUACCAGUUCAUGUUUUUGCUGAGUCCAAAGCUUCUCGAUUAUGGUGUAUAUUCAAUUUAUAUUGUUUCUAA
Messenger RNA from Lodderomyces parapsilosis, 1008 nucleotides. RefSeq lists its product as uncharacterized. The record is from RefSeq and is a predicted model, not a curated record. The transcript has a single exon. Bases 1 to 1008 code for a protein of 335 amino acids. NCBI's taxonomy places the organism in Eukaryota, Fungi, Ascomycota, Pichiomycetes, Serinales, Debaryomycetaceae.